This is a messenger RNA of Python bivittatus (Burmese python), 5463 nucleotides long. RefSeq names its product NIPA magnesium transporter 1 (gene NIPA1). Gene Ontology annotation, biological process: magnesium ion transport. Gene Ontology annotation, molecular function: magnesium ion transmembrane transporter activity. Lineage: Eukaryota; Metazoa; Chordata; Lepidosauria; Squamata; Pythonidae. Gene Ontology annotation, cellular component: membrane. The record is from RefSeq and is a predicted model, not a curated record.
AGCCGCCGCCGGUUCCUUGCCGGCUGGGGAGGAAGAGGAGAGAGAAAGAGGCUGGCCGAGCAGCCGGGCGGCCUUGGCGCUGGCACCGCCGCCCGGGCAUGAGGAUGGCUGUCGGCGCAGCAGUGGCUGCAGGAGACGCGGGCUCGCCGAAUCCCGGCCCCGCUGCGGUCUCGCUGGGCUUGAGCGUGGCUGUGGUGUCCAGCCUGGUCAACGGCUCCACGUUCGUGCUGCAGAAGAAAGGGAUCGUGCGGGCAAGAGGACGAGGGACUUCAUAUUUAACUGAUAUAGUGUGGUGGUCAGGUACUAUUGCAAUGGCUCUUGGCCAGAUUGGGAAUUUCUUAGCUUAUACUGCAGUUCCUACUGUUCUGGUGACUCCGCUUGGAGCACUUGGAGUUCCAUUCGGGUCCAUUUUAGCUUCCUAUCUACUGAAAGAGAAACUGAACAUUUUGGGCAAAUUGGGUUGCCUCCUGAGCUGCGCAGGUUCUGUUGUUCUCAUCAUUCAUUCCCCAAAGUCCGAAAGUGUCACCACUCAGGCUGAACUUGAAGAAAAGCUUACAAAUCCAGUAUUCGUGGGUUACCUCUGUAUUGUGCUUCUCAUGCUGCUUCUACUUAUCUUUUGGAUUGCACCCGCUCAUGGACCCACUAACAUUAUGGUUUACAUCAGUAUUUGCUCAUUGUUAGGAAGUUUUACUGUGCCUAGUACCAAAGGAAUUGGACUGGCUGCUCAGGAUAUCUUUCACAAUAACCCAUCAAGUCAAAGAGCAUUAUAUCUGUGUUUGGUUCUGCUAGCAGUAUUGGGAUGUAGUAUAAUAAUUCAGUUUAGGUACAUCAACAAGGCACUAGAAUGUUUUGACUCCUCAGUGUUUGGUGCCAUCUACUAUGUAGUAUUCACCACUCUUGUCUUGCUGGCGUCAGCCAUUUUGUUCAGAGAAUGGAGUAAUGUUGGUGUUGUUGACUUCUUGGGGAUGGCUUGUGGGUUCACCACUGUAUCUAUUGGAAUUGUUCUUAUACAAGUCUUCAAAGAAUUCAAUUUCAAUAUCGGUGAUUUGAAUAAGCCUAAUAUGAAGACUGAUUAAGUUCUUAAUGUUCAAAGGAAUUGGAUAAUCCAGAGAAUGAUAGCAUCUUCAAAUUUUUAGGCCAGAGAAAUGAUAGCAUCUUUAAUUUCUAAUCUUUGAGAAUAACACCGCCUUUCAUUCCUUGCUGGAAUAUGUGAAAUGAAUUAGCGUUCUUAAUUCAAUUUCUCUAGGACUAUUGUCAUGCUUUGUAUCUUAUGGUAUCAAAUGAAUGAUUUUCUAAACCUCAUAGCAAAUGGGAUAAGAAUUGCAUCACCACAGAAGCUAAUGUAUUUCUUUAUCCUAAAAGAUUAUUUAUGUAGUGUAGGAUUGAAUUAUUUUGGCGUAUAAAGAUCCAGGAAUCUUUUCAAAUGGUUAUCCAGAAACUUCUGGUUGUGUGAAUCAACUGUCAGCACUUUUUGUCUGCAACUGAGCAAAUGCCAUGAGUGAUCAAUAGCCCUUUUUAAAAAUGUAGAUACACUUCAAAAACUAGUUGGGAUUUUCUUUCUAUUUAACUUUUCAGCUAUGUAUCAAACUUCAUUAUUCUUCCGGAUGUAUUUGAAGAUUCCACAACCAUUGCUACAGACUCUGUGUGUUGAUAUGGUUCGUUCUUUCUCUGAUUGCCUCUGCAAUUUGGACUGAUGAUGUGGAAUUCAUAAUUAUGUCCAAAACUAGGGCAGUGUGUUUAUAUCUUAACAUGUGUUCUCUCUCAUACCAGCUGAAAGUUGCUCACAAAUCUAAGUAAAUACAGCACUUAGUUGACAGCUAUGCCUUUUGUUCACAUGAAGCACUUAAUGUAUGUCAACACAUUACAUUAAUUCAGGAGCUUUUAAUUAACAUAAAACAAUGUGAGGGAUGUGAUAGAUCAUAACUACUUACUACCUUUUUUGGUAGGUCAUUUGUAAACAGCUGGAAACUACUUCAGUGCCUUUUCUAUUCUAACAAGAUAACUUUCAUGGGGCAGUUUGUGUUCUCUUAACAUUUGGGUGUCCUCAUGCUUAUCAACCUAUAAAAGCAGAGAGAGACUAAAAUGAUAUUUGAAUUACUAUGGGGUAACUUCUAUGCACUUCCAACUGGUGUUUGUUUAGAACAGAAGUAUUCUAUUAUAAUAAUAUUAAAUUACAUUUCCUAGACAGUUUUCCCUAACAAAUCCCAGUAAACUAUUGCAUAGCAUCUUUUGUCAGGUUUUGAACUGGCACUUUUAGAGUUAAACUAGGCAUUAUGAAAGGAAUUUGUGAGAUGAAAGAAAAAUGUUGAUUUUUGUUAAGGGAAAAAUAUCCAGAUUGACUAAGUGAUUCUUCAGCAGGGUCUGGAAAUGGUUGUCACUAACGUGGAAGAACAGAAAAAAACAAUGGGCUUUUGUUUCCACUAUACUAAAGAACAAACCCCUCAGUAUAAAAAACUGCUAAAUUAAAGUAGGAUUUUUUGAUUCAGAAAUUAAGGGUUGUUUUUUUCCUAGGUAACUUACUAGAUUUGAUUCAGCAGCUUUGAGUGUGUUUGCAGGUUCCUUACCGUGACUUGAUCUAAAGAUAGUGAAGUCUGUCAUAGAAAUAACAGUUUCAUGUCAGUUUCAAAGAAAUACUGUAUAAAAUAGGUACAUGAAUACUUUGCCAGACCAGUUUUUAUUUAUUAUUAUGUAUGCCCUUUUGUUGAACUUGUAAGCAUACAUUACUUUUUAAAUUCACUGCAUUUAAAAUUAAGUUUCUGAAUUCAGGAGGCAUAUGAGCCACAGGUGCUUGUGAGGGGAACAAGAAACACACUAUGCACCGAGUGCAAACUCUGCCCUUAUAUAUUUGCUUGUGAUGUCAUGAUGCAAGUACAAAAUACUGGCACUUGUGUCAUUAUGUCAUGACACACAUUUUGUUGUUUUGGCAUCAUCAGAGUUAGAAACAGACUCUGGCCAAUAUCAUAGGUGUCUGUCCACACCCUCAAGCAUUUUUAAGCAUACUUGAUCUUCAAAAGCAGUUUCUGACAAUAACAUUAUUUGUAGUGUGUGCAGAAAGUUGCACAGGGCAGCUGCUUUUCCCAGUGGAUAUAAGCAAUCACUGUAGAAGUGUUAUGAUUCCUCUUAAAUUCUGAAAAUUGCAAAUGGGAAGUCACUUUCAAAAAUAAGGUAGCUUACUAUAAGGGCUCUUCACACGUUAGGGAUAAAGAUUGUUUGACUGUAUGUAUGUUUAAAAAAAGAUCAAAAUCCAUACUAAUAGCUAGUUGAACAUUUGGAACACUGGAAAUUUGAGUGUGUGUUAUGGAUGCUGUCACUUAAUGGCAGCCUGAAUGGGGGUUCUUAUUCCCUAUAACAGACACCACGGGAAUGAAGGGGUGCAUCAGAAUAUAGCCAGUCAUAAAACACCCAUUUUACAAAGGGUAACUAGCGUCUCACUCCCUCUACCACACUGAGCUGUCCCUACUACCCCAGCUGACUGUUGUGGUUUUUAUGGGUGGAUGGCCAUGCUUCAGAACAAAGCCCAUAUACUGGGCUUAGACAUUUUUGGAAAUAAAUCAUGUUAAAGUCUGGCUUUCUUUUAAAACACACACACACACACACAUCCCCAAAGCCAGGUGGGGCAAGGAGCCUGCUAAGUGCCAAGGGAAAAAUCCACAGGCAGAUUGGCAUCAAAGGCGUCAUUUUGCCACUUCUCUCCCCAUCAGAAUAAAUAACUUCUGAAGUAACCUUUAAUCAACCUUUAAUCUGCAAACACUGGUUUGGCUUGCUUUAUUUAUUUAAGAAAUAUCUAUGCUGUCUUCUUCCAAAUGGCUCUAGGUAGCUUACAAGCCAGCCAUUAUUUCUAAUGAUCAUUAAAAUCUUCCUGUAAUGCACAGAGAGGUUAAAGAAAGGCGCUGAUAUGGGGAAGAUAAAAAUGUUUGAGUCUCUCCCAAAUGCUUGAGCAGAGAUCCACUCACUCUGCUUGCCAGAGAAAAUCUUGAAUGCUUAUACAAGCUGGUGUGGCCUUUUAGCUCCUGACCUUAAUCAGUAUUCAUAUCCAUUAUCAGUAUUAUUACCUAUAGCUAUUUUCCGAUGUUACUUUUUAAACAAAGUAUUCUGGCCAUUUGACAGUGAUCCGGUCACAUUUUAUUAAUUCUAGCUUUUCAGUUUGGGUGAUUUCAGUUUUGUUUUCCUUGAAAUAUUAUUUAGGGACAUGGCUUGAGUAUUCUAGAAAUUAUCACAAAUUACAGCUUGUUAUUUAUGCUGUUUUUCCCUCUGUGAAAAAGCACCUAAUCUAGCCUGCUGGUAAUAGUGCACAUUUAAAAUUGUAUACACAUUUAAAAUCCAUCAGCUGUUCUUUACUGAUUGAGGCAUUUGUUGGGAUAUCUUGGCUGGGACAACUAAUAUCUGUUCAGAAUGGUAAGAGGUAUGUCACUAUUCUCCAAAUAACGCUUCAGGGCAAAAGUGUAUUUUGUCAUCCAAGCUUGUAAGCAAUGCUACAAUUUAGUAGUAGUUUUGUUUUAUAUGUAUGUAACAUUAAAGAGUAGAAUCUUAUAAGUUAAAAUGUUUUAGAAAAACCAUUUUUGGACAAGCUAUUACCAGAUCUUGAUCUAAAAUAAUUAAGCUACUAGAUGACACCUACCAGCCAGCCACUCCUAGCUUUGGUAGCAGUGGGUAGAGAGUCAACUGACACCAUAACUGGGUUCACACAUUGCACUAAGCUACAUAUAGUUAGUUUGGCUUUGGCUUUGUUGUAUGAAGUAGUCAUCAUAGUUUAUACAAUAAACUAUGGUUAAGCAAACUAUGGGUAUGUGCCCUAUGCAAUCCAAGUUUCCUUGUGCUGCUGUUACCCUUCAGCAAGGCAUUCUAGAUAAAGAAAACUUUUUGAUAAGGAUGACAUACAUAUUGUUAUUUAUCAUCUGGGCUUUGAGUUUGAUGCCUGCUAGGUUGAGACAGCCUUAUAGCUAAAUUCCAGAAAGUUGUAUGUUUCACUGGCAUUCUGUGUAAUUUAUAUCUGUAGCAUCUAACUUUUUAGAUGGUAAAUAUAGAAAUACUUAUUUUUGCUACUUAUUUUAACAAAUUGUAUUAUUUCCUUCCCUUUUGAUUUUCUGUCUAUAAAGUUACCAACAAUAAUAGCAAUACUAGCACUGGACCUGCUUCCAUUUCCUGAUUUUUUUAAUGUUUCUUUUUUCUGUUAAUAUUUUGCUAUGUUUUUUAAAGAUGCAGUGAUUAAAUUAUUAUAAUGUUAGAAGUGGUAUGCCAUACAGGGCAAUAAAUGUGCUGGUAUCUCUUGAACUUUGGUCUUCCUUAAACCUCGACAUGCCCUUACUAGAGUAUUACCUGAUUCAUAUACACAGGCUACAUUGGUUACAUUCAUCAGGAGGAAACAAUGCUUGACUUGUUAUGGGAAAUGUGAGUUAGGGUUCCUGGUUUACACAUAAUACCACACAAAUUGGACUGUGGAAGGACUUGGAAUUGGACUAAGGA